Fomitiporia mediterranea MF3/22 is the source of this 543-nucleotide messenger RNA. RefSeq lists its product as uncharacterized. The record is from RefSeq and is a predicted model, not a curated record. NCBI's taxonomy places the organism in Eukaryota, Fungi, Basidiomycota, Agaricomycetes, Hymenochaetales, Hymenochaetaceae. Bases 1 to 543 code for a protein of 180 amino acids. The transcript has 2 exons.
AUGGAGGAGUGGGGAGACGAGAGAUGGGACGGUCCCUGGGACAGCGGGAACAGAGAGUGUGUUCUCCCGCGUGCUGGAUUAUAUCACAGAUAUUCCUUCCGCGACACUCAUACUACGCUUGAUCGGCCGAGCAUUCUCCUGUGGGGGCAUGAUCAAUUGCUUUUACUUUCAUGCCUCUUUGGCGCAGCUGUGGUCGGAAAUGCAAAUCCAAGGUCACAGAAAAAUAAGAAAAGGAAUAGUUCACACCGAGACUUAAUUAAACUUGUCGGCUUUGACGGCUUCUCCCGAACGAUCGGCAAUAACCUCGGAGCGGAUGGCGACGAUCCGUCAUUUUUGGGUAUUUUGUUUCCGUCCCUGGCCAUUCAAUUCCGGCCGUUUUCUCGCCAGCCCGCUCAAAGCGCGCCAUAUACCGAUGUCAAACGCACUGACUUUUGUAUGCUUAGAAGCUGUCAGGUACGCAGCCAGCAGCCUUCCCCCGAGAUUCCCGACGCACACAUAAUCCGACCAAAACCCAGAAAACCAGACACACGAAAGACACGUUGA